AUGUCUGACAACAACAACAACAACUCUUCCACCCUCGGUGCCUACGUGAACCAGGCCGCUGGCGCUGCUCAGCGUGCCUUUGGUGCCGUCACUGGUGACUCUUCCUCCCAGGCCAAGGGCGAUCUUCAGAAGGAGAAGGGUGAGCUCCAAAACGAGAACUCCCACACCACCGCCAAGAUUGGCAAUGUCUCUGCCGACCCCAACACCGGUGCCGUCGCCAAGGACAACUCCUACCGCACCGAGGGCUCAUGGGAUCAGACCAUCGGCUCCGCCAAGGAGGCCAUCGGUAACGCCAUCGGCAACCAGAUCCUUCGCCAGGCGGGUGCUCAGCAGAACGCCGCCGGCAAGGAGCAAGAAGCCAAGGGUCAACUCAAGGACUGGGGUCAUGGUAUCGAGGACCGCGCUCAGGGCCACCUGGGUGCUGUCGGCGCGGCCAUCACCGGUGAUCGCGAGGGGCAGAAGAAGUACGAGGACAUGCACGACGAAGGCAAGGUCCGCCAGCGCGGCGCCGAGGCCGAUAUGGCCAAGGACCAGGGUGUCUAA
This is a messenger RNA of Penicillium oxalicum, 543 nucleotides long. RefSeq lists its product as uncharacterized. The transcript has 2 exons. NCBI's taxonomy places the organism in Eukaryota, Fungi, Ascomycota, Eurotiomycetes, Eurotiales, Aspergillaceae. Bases 1 to 543 code for a protein of 180 amino acids. The record is from RefSeq and is a predicted model, not a curated record.